AUGGAUUCCCUCAGUACAGCCAACAUUGAAUUUUGCCUUGAUGUGUUCAAAGAGCUGAACAAUGACAGCAUGGGAGAGAACAUCUUCUUUUCCCCUCUGAGUCUGAUUUAUGCCCUAAGUAUGAUCCUCCUUGGUGCCCAAGGAAACAGUGCAGAGCAGAUUGAAAAGGUGCUUCACUUGAAUCGCAUUGUAGAAUCAUUAAACCCAGAAUUUAAGGACACAUGUAAGUGCAGUGGAGCUGGAAGAAUUCAUUCAGAGUUGGAAGCCAUAUUCUCUCAAAUCCAUCAGCCAGACUCUAACUAUACCCUCAGCAUUGCCAAUAGACUCUUUGGGACAAAUGUGAGGACAUUCCAUCAGAUAUAUUUAAAUAGUUCUGAGAAACUGUAUGGGGCUCAACUGCAAACUGUGGAUUUUGAGCAUUCUCCUGAAGAAACAAGGAAAACUAUUAAUGCUUGGGUUGAAAGUAAAACCAAUGGAAAAGUUGUGAACCUCUUUGAAAAGGGAACAAUUGAAUCUUCCUCUGUAUUGGUCUUGGUGAAUGCCAUAUAUUUCAAAGGACAAUGGCAAAAUAAAUUUAAUGAAGGAGAAACGACUAAAACCUCCUUUCAGCUAAGUGAGGGUGAGAGUGUGAUUGUGGAAAUGAUGUAUCAAAGUGGGGUAUUUAGACUGGCCUCCAUCACGCAGCCACAGAUUCAGAUCCUCGAGCUACCUUAUAUCAACAACCAACUUAGCAUGCUUAUUCUGCUCCCAGUAGGCACAACUAAGCUAGAACAGAUAGAAAAUCAGUUGAAUGUGAAGACGUUCCAGGAGUGGACCAGCUCUUUCAUUCUGGUGGAAAGAGAAGUAGAAGUGCAUAUCCCCCGAUUCAAACUGGAGAUAAAGUAUGAUCUGAAUUCCCUGUUGAAAUCUCUAGGGAUAGUAGAUGUCUUUGACCAGAACAAAGCUGAUCUUUCUGGAAUGUCAUCGCCUAGGGGCCUGUAUUUAUCAAAGGUCGUCCACAAGUCCUAUGUGGAUGUCAAUGAGGAGGGCACUGAGGCUGCAGCUGCCACUAGAGAUAUCAUUGCGGUAAAAAGGUUCCCAAACCGAGCAAAGUUCAUAGCCAACCAUCCCUUCCUGUUCUUCAUACGGCACAUUCGCACCAACAACAUUCUCUUCUGUGGCAAGCUCGCCUCUCCAUAA
Messenger RNA from Elephantulus edwardii (Cape elephant shrew), 1179 nucleotides. RefSeq names its product serpin peptidase inhibitor, clade B (ovalbumin), member 11 (gene SERPINB11). Lineage: Eukaryota; Metazoa; Chordata; Mammalia; Macroscelidea; Macroscelididae. The transcript has 7 exons. Gene Ontology annotation, molecular function: serine-type endopeptidase inhibitor activity. The record is from RefSeq and is a predicted model, not a curated record. The coding region runs from base 1 to 1179 and encodes 392 amino acids. Gene Ontology annotation, biological process: negative regulation of endopeptidase activity.